CUCGCCGGCGCCGGAAGUGAGCCGUGCGGCGCCGGAAACAGCCCGCAGAAGAGGCCUCGAGGAAGAGACGGUGGCAUGGGGCAGUCGGGGCGGUCCCGGCACCAGAAGCGGGCGCGCGCCCAGGCGCACCUCCGCAACCUCGAGGCCUAUGCCGCACAGCCGCACUCUUUCGUGUUCUCUCGGGGCCGUGCGGGUCGCAGCGUCCGACAGCUCAGCCUGGACUUGCGGCGGGUCAUGGAGCCGCUCACCGCCACCCGCCUGCAGAUUCGAAAGAAAAACUCUCUGAAAGAUUGUGUGGCAGUGGCUGGGCCCCUUGGGGUCACACACUUCCUGAUCUUGAGCAAAACGGAGACCAGUGUCUACUUUAAGCUGAUACGCCUCCCGGGAGGCCCUACCUUAACCUUCCGGAUCAACAAGUUAUCCACUCGUCACCCUGUCCUGCAGUACACCUUGGUGCGUGAUGUGGUUUCUUCGCUGCGACGUCACCGCAUGCACGAGCAGCAGUUUGCCCACCCUCCUCUCCUGGUGCUCAACAGCUUUGGCCCCCACGGCAUGCACGUGAAGCUCAUGGCCACCAUGUUCCAGAACCUGUUCCCCUCCAUCAACGUGCACAAGGUGAACCUGAACACCAUCAAGCGCUGCCUUCUCAUCAACUACAACCCUGACUCCCAGGAGCUGGAUUUCCGCCAUUAUAGCAUCAGAGUUGUCCCUGUGGGUGCAAGUCGUGGGAUGAAGAAACUGCUUCAGGAGAAGUUCCCCAACAUGAGUCGCUUGCAGGACGUCAGUGAGCUGCUGGCCACGGGCGCAGGGCUGUCCGAGAGUGAAGCGGAGCCGGACGGCGAGCACAACAUCACGGUGCUGCCCCAGGCCGUGGCAGGGCGCGGCAACAUGCCAGCCCAGCAGAGCGCAGUGCGGCUCACCGAGAUCGGGCCUCGGAUGACACUGCAGCUCAUCAAGAUCCAGGAGGGUGUAGGAGAAGGGAACGUGCUGUUCCACAGUUUUGUGCACAAAACAGAGGAGGAACUGCAGGCCACCCUGGCAGCCAAGGAGGAGAAGCUGCGGCUCAAGGCCCAGAGGCAGGACCAGCAGGCCCAGAACGUUCAGCGCAAGCGAGAGCAGCGAGAGGCCCACAGGAAGAAGAGCCUGGUGGGCAUGAAGCGGGCACAGGCAGAGGCUGAUGGGGACAGCGAUGCAGAGGACCCCGGGGCCCCUGCAGAGGCAGAGGGGGUCAGCCAGCAAGAGGAAGAGGAGGAUGAGGCCGAGUAUUUCCGCCAGGCUGUGGGCGAGGAGCCUGAUGAGGGUGUGUGGCAGGCAGGGACAUGUUCCCAAAGGCAGCCAAGUGGAGGCGGCCUGCCGGGCCCCCAGGCAAGAAGCGACGGGUAAAGGAACGGAAGCCUGACCGAGGCAGUGACCGGAGGCCUCCAAAGGCCAAGGGCAGACACCCGGGGGCCCAGGCCAAGGUGGGACCCAGAGGGGCUGCCCGGGACCACAGGCGAGGCCGACCGUGGCCACCUAAGAGAGUAGCCUGAGGCCAAGCCUGGGUGGCAGGUGGAAUGCCCCAGAUUGGGGCCUGAGACAUGCUGCCCUGGGCUCCCCAUCUCCUGGGCCUCCAGGUGCAGCCCUCGGUUUCCUUUCAUAAAGGAGAACUGUUUUCCUAACCUCCCCCUCUAAUAAACUGAUUUCUCAUGA
Molecule: messenger RNA, 1689 nt
Organism: Lagenorhynchus albirostris (white-beaked dolphin)
Lineage: Eukaryota; Metazoa; Chordata; Mammalia; Artiodactyla; Delphinidae
Gene: PPAN
Product: peter pan homolog
Exons: 12
Coding region: 76-1383 (435 amino acids)
Biological process (GO): rRNA processing; ribosomal large subunit assembly
Cellular component (GO): preribosome, large subunit precursor
Molecular function (GO): rRNA binding
Source: RefSeq, a predicted model, not a curated record